Molecule: messenger RNA, 1906 nt
Organism: Linepithema humile (Argentine ant)
Lineage: Eukaryota; Metazoa; Arthropoda; Insecta; Hymenoptera; Formicidae
Gene: SmydA-5
Product: SET domain-containing protein SmydA-8
Molecular function (GO): protein binding
Source: RefSeq, a predicted model, not a curated record
AGUAUAGUAAAGUUAGCGGCCGGUGUACGUGUAAGCGGCGUGUUCCGCGGAAUUAAUUGGUCAUGGAGACCGCUGCGAGCCACGGCGUGUGUCCGGUUUGCGGUAGAAACGCCACGCUGAAGUGCGGCAACUGCAGGCGCGAAUUUUAUUGCGACAAGUCGCACCAGUCCGAGGACUGGCCGCGUCACAGGUCCGCCUGCAGCGCCUGGAAGGUGGGUCACGCGCCCGAUCUCGGACGGCACCUGCUGGCGACCAGGGAUCUGGCGCCGGGCGACGUGAUUCUCUCGGAGACACCUUUGGUCUGGGGACCGUCGAUUCAUGCGAAUCAGCGACUAUGCGUCGGCUGCGGCGGGCAAUGCGGCGAGAUCGAUGUGAGAUGCGGAAGGUGUUGCUGGCCGGUGUGCAGGCCCGAUUGCGAGGGGCUGUUCGAUAAGAAGAGGCACGAGCUGGAGUGCGCUCUUCUUGCGUGCGCUAGAAUUAUUCCCAGAUGCGAAGUUCUUUUGGUGAUUCGCAUGCUGAUACUGUGGCGCACGAAGUCGAAACGCUGGAUGUCCUUGGCCAAUCUGCAGAGUCACGAGGACGCGCGGGGACCCGGCACGGAGGCUCACGACGAGGUGACGAGCAUAUGUCAGAAUCUCGGGCCGUUCUUGACGAUGACGUCCGACUGUAGAGAUAUUUUGCCGAAAAUCUGCGGCCUGAUCGACGUGAACGCGCUGGAGACCGCGCCACCGGAAGGCUCGGUGGCGAUUUACGAGAACGCGUCUCUUCUCGAGCACUCCUGCUUGGCGAAUACGCGACACAGUUUCCGCGUCGAUGAUAAAGGCAGGCCACGCAUCACGGUGUACGCGAUUACAUUGAUUAAAAAAGGAGAACACCUGAGUACUAUGUACACACACGCACUUUGGUCCACCAGAGUCAGGCGAGAGCAUCUUUUAGCCACAAAAUAUUUUACCUGUCGAUGCACACGUUGCGCUGACCCGACGGAGCUAGGCACGCACUUAGGCACCCUAAAGUGUCCCUGUAAAAAUGGUUUUAUGUUGCCGAACGAUCCUCUGAACUCGAAUACCGACUGGACCUGCAACGUGUGUCCGGGAAUAAUCACAUCUUCGGAAAUCGCGCAGUUGACGGAUAGACUGGAAGAGGAAGUUACGGAAGUCAUGAAGCAAGCGACCGAGCAUACUCUAUCUGAUCUUCUCUCACGACUGACGGUGCUGCUGCAUCCUGGCCAUCAACACUGCAUAUCCGUAAGCCACUCUUUGAUACAAUUACUGCCGCCGAGCGACCCACGGAAGUCAGAUUUGUGCAAACGCAUUAUGGACACGGUAACCCGAUUGGAUCCGUACGGUGCGCGUUUGACACUUUACACGGCGGUCACUCUACGAGAGCUCGCGUCGUGUCCUGGCGAGGACAAACAAGCCCUUCUCUCGAGAGCAGCCACGUUGCUGAAGACGGAGCCACCGAAUUCGCCCGGUGAAAAACUUCGCAGACUCAUCGAAAUAAAAUUUUAACUUUCUUAUACAGCUUGUAGCGAUAGAGGAUGAAUUCAAACAGAAUAGCUGUAUUUGAAUUAUUCGAACAUGAAGUAUAAAAGACGAGGGAGGAGUCUUGAUUUUUUUUACGAAAAAAUGUUCUAAGCGAUACUUCCGUGAAUAAUUACUAACAUCAAAAUUUAUUUAUUUCAUUUUCUCGACUUCAAAUAUAAUUUAUAUCCAAUACGAGUAACUGUAAAAGUAGCGAAAAUAUUCAAUGUACUUGUUUAGGGUAAGAAGUGUACAUAUAAAAAGACUUACAAUAUUAAAAUGUAAAGAAAAAAAAAUGUACAUAUAUGUUAUACAAAUAUCAAAAUACACGUUGAUGUACGCUUAUGGUCAUUCCGCGUUUGCCGCGGAUGCUGAUUGUACGUUGU